UGCUGACUCAGCAAUUGUGCAAUCAGCAAAGAAGCCAGUGCAGCAAGCAAGAAGCCAGAAGAAGCAAAGAAGACAACAACAGCAGCAACAGCAACAAUGGGGAGGAAGAAGACGCAGACGCAGCACACAAGCGGCAGUGAAGAUAGUGGAGGGGAUGCUGGGGGAGGAGAUGCGCCACGCUUGGUAGCGGCAAUCGACCAGGGCACAUCCAGCACACGAUGCUCGGUGUGGAACGAGGAUGGGGAGUGCAUUGCCAGCCACCAGAUUGAGUUGGACGCCCACUACCCCGCUUCAGGAUGGAUGGAACAAGACCCGCUGGAGAUCUUGGAGCAGGUGCACACGUGUAUCAACAAAGUCUGUGACGUGCUCAAGGGCAAAGGGUAUGAGCCGUCAUCCAUCAAGGUGAUUGGCAUCACCAACCAGCGUGAAACCACCGUGGUCUGGGACAAAGGCACUGGUCAACCUUUGCACAACGCCAUCGUCUGGCAGGACACGCGAACGGCACCAACCGUGGAGCGCCUCAUCAACGACACGCCAACACAGGACAUGAACUACUUCCAGAAAAAGUGCGGCCUUCCCUUCUCCACAUAUUUUAGUGCGCUGAAACUUCGCUGGAUGCUUGACAACAUCCCUCUUGUCAGGGAGGAGGUAGCUGCAGGCCGCUGCAUGUGCGGCACCAUCGAUUCCUGGCUCAUCUGGAACCUUACAGGCGGGCUGCGCGGCGGCGUGCAUGUGACGGACGUGACCAACGCCAGCCGCACCAUGCUCAUGAACGUCAACACGCUCCAGUGGGACACAGACAUCUGCAAGUCAGUGCCUGCAGCGGAGCUGGAUGCAUGGAAGUGUGCAUGGGAGGCCCUGCCAAGUUUCUCUUCCAUAUCUGAUCGUUACCGAAGUUUACGGCAGUAG
This is a messenger RNA of Salpingoeca rosetta, 909 nucleotides long. RefSeq lists its product as uncharacterized. Bases 97 to 909 code for a protein of 270 amino acids. The transcript is spliced from 9 exons. Lineage: Eukaryota; Choanoflagellata; Craspedida; Salpingoecidae. Gene Ontology annotation, biological process: glycerol metabolic process; glycerol-3-phosphate biosynthetic process; triglyceride metabolic process. Gene Ontology annotation, cellular component: mitochondrion. Gene Ontology annotation, molecular function: glycerol kinase activity. The record is from RefSeq and is a predicted model, not a curated record.